AUGCCCUUUCAUAUUAUCAUCGUGGGUGGUGGGAUUGCGGGCUUCGCCGCAGCCAUUGCUUUGCGCGGACCCAAUAGACAGAUUACUAUAUUGGAACAAUCAAGCUUGAACAAAGAGAUUGGAGCUUUAAUUUCUUUUCAACCAAACGCAUCAAGGAUUCUCCAAUCGACUUGGGGCUUGGAUCUACAAGAUGCACGGCCAUUGGUGGACGAGGGAUUCCGUAUCUACAACACCGAAGGUCGACUAGUCAACAGCGUACCACUUCUGACCAAGACGGAAUACGGAGGGGAUCGUCUGUUAUUUCAUCGACGGGAUGUUCACGAAGCUCUUAAGAGAGCAGACCCGCUCGAAAGAUGGCACUCAGGCCGCGUCAUUCUCAUUGGCGAUGCUGCGCAUGCCAUGUUACCUACUCAAGGACAAGGUGCUAGCCAGGCGAUCGAGGAUGCCGAGGCAUUGGGUGCCUUCUUCGAGGGUGUGUUGGAACCACCUUCUCCGGAAACCCUGACCAAAAUUCUUGAACGAUGCCAGUUGAAACAGAUCGACUGCGUUGCCAGGCCAUCGAGACUACCACGUCACAACCAGCGAGGAUCGAUCUCCGAUCCAACUUUACCAACAUGCUCUCCUCGCGAAUUGACACAUGGAAUGAGAAAUUCAUGUGACGUCUCUGUGCUGACAGCAAGUCCCGAUUCCAACCAUUCAGAUUUCAGUGCCCCUCCGACCACCUCUUAUACCGGAAGCAUUCAGGGUAUGUACGAUGCAUCUCUCACUACUCAGUCAGAAAUGACACUAGAUACCUUCCUUCCGCGAAACCAGGAACAAGAGCAUUCUUAUUCAACUCUGAAUCAGUUCCCUGCGUUUUUCGAACAAGUCAUGCUCCCGAGCUUUGAAACGGACAGCGGACUUCAAGGGCCGCAGCAACCCCGAGCUUUUGAUUUUAUGCAAGAUAUCGACUUUACUUUAUCGGACAAUGAUGUUUUCGGAACCAAUUUCAUCCCUGAUCUAGACAAGGUCCUAGACAUGGCUCCUCCCUUCUCGGAAUUAGACAAUCAACAGUCUUCACUCGAUGAUGAACAGUCCGCGAGCCGGCGUGCUGCUGCUUUCCAAAAAUCUCUCUGGCUAUGGAUACCCGAGAAGAACCAGCACGGGUUCAGUGAAGAGCAAAGGAUCCCGCUCCGCGAUAGUGACAGUAUUCCAUCAACGCAUCAGACACGCCUUGAUGCGCUCAAAAUCCCUGGCAAGCUCUCAUAUCAAGCACGAGACGAAAUAUUUAAAUUGGUACUGCGGACCGCUGGCUCUCGGCUUUCUGUUUCCGCUUUCCCAUCGUCUGACUACCUUGAUACUCUCAUUAAGGUUGGAAUAGGCAAAAGAAUUGAGACGGACGCAUGGAUUCACCCAUAUACAUUUUAUGACCAGCAAUAUCAACAGCUACGGCCAGAGCUAUUGACUGCGCUGGUCGCAGCGGGGUGUGUGUGCUGUGGCGUGCCCUCGAUCAGCAAAACGGGUAUUAUUCUUCAGGAGAUCACCAGAGUCAGCUUGGCGCAAUUAGUUGAAGAAGAUAACAGCGUUCUUCGUGAUCUUCAGUACCUCCAGGCAUCCAUGUUAUGGUUGGAUAUCGGGAUAUCGUGUGGGUAUACACGCAAAAUGCAAAUUGCCGAGAGCUUUUUGCAACCACUUUGCACGGCUCUUCGGCGCGCUGCUGCCUUCGACAGGUCAACAUACGCUAUGAUCACGCCUUAUUCUCUUGGGGACGACGAGGCAUCAUUACAACGCGCAUGGCAUAGUUGGGUACGCCAAGAGUCACUCAAGAGACUUGUUUAUCAUGUAUUCGGUCACGACGUGGAAGUUGCUCUGUCUAUGAACCGGCCUGCGAUUACAUCAUAUACAGAAUUCACAUUACCCCUUCCUGCCGCUCGGGAUCUAUGGCUAGCCCCUACUGCUGCAGCAUGGAGAGAAAUAUGGAGAUGUCACUAUAGAUUAAUCGGCUUCUCCGAAUUAAAUCUUUACGACCUUCUCUCCGAUCCAUCUCUUCUUCCCCACAUUGCCCCCGAACUUGAAUCUGGGAUCGCCAAAUCGGCGAUCCUGCAGGGCCUUGCACUUCAAGUGUGGGAGUUCUGCCAGCAAAAGCGGUUAUCCGGGAAUCGUGCCACCACUCUGCUGUGGCUGCAGAGUAGACGGGAAGACCUCUGUGCGACCCUCAAAUCCAUACAGGAGAACUCGCCAGACUCACCACCGGUCACGAUUUUAAUGAAUGAGUUUGUCAUGAUGUACCUCCACAUCGAUAUUGAGGCGAUCCAGCGCUUCGUCGGCAAAAUGGGGGAGCGGGAAGCCCGACGUGCGUACCCGAGUCUGCGAGAGUGGAGCCGCACCAAAGAGGCUCGCAUUGCCAUCUGGCACGCGGGUCAAGUUCUCCGAGCUGCGCGUACAGUAAUGGCUUGGCAAUUCCGUGGAUUUGACUCCCUGUCCAUCUAUCACGCGUCAUUGGUUCUGUGGGUCUAUGGGUUAUUGCAAUGUGGAGAGAAAAGAUUGGAAGUACAGACUCCUAUGAGCGAUACUGAUCAGACACCAAAUAUUCAUCUCGAUGGACGAGAGGACCAUUUCACUAAAGCUUUUCUGGGUUGUGGGAUUGGUCGACCUGGCUUGACAAUGCAUCAGUACCGUGACUCACAGGCUUUUUGUGAGUUGAGUCGGCCUCGAUCCGUGAUGGCUGUUGCUCGGCAAGUGUUUGAAGGAAACUGCCCUCUUCCUCUACCAGGGGAUAUUUUGCCACCGAUGAUCCAAAACCUCUGUUCGCUUAUUGAGGAUUUGGGGAAUCUGCCAUGA
Penicillium longicatenatum is the source of this 2820-nucleotide messenger RNA. RefSeq lists its product as uncharacterized. Bases 1 to 2820 code for a protein of 939 amino acids. Gene Ontology annotation, molecular function: FAD binding; DNA binding; zinc ion binding. Gene Ontology annotation, biological process: DNA-templated transcription. Lineage: Eukaryota; Fungi; Ascomycota; Eurotiomycetes; Eurotiales; Aspergillaceae. The record is from RefSeq and is a predicted model, not a curated record. The transcript has 8 exons.